AUGGCUCCCAAGAAAGACGAGCUGCCGGCCUUUUCCCUCGGCGACUAUGCCAAGUUCUUCGCCGCCGGUGCCCUGGCCGCCACGUCCACCCAUGGGGCCGCGACGCCCAUCGACGUCGUCAAGACGCGCAUCCAGGUCGACGACUCGAUGAAGGGGCUCAACAUGCUCCGCGCCGGCCGCGCCAUCGUCGCCAAGGAAGGUGCCUCGGCCCUGCUUACCGGUUUUGGCCCAACAGCUGUUGGUUACCUUGUCCAGGGCGGGAGCAAGUUCGCCGGCUACGAGUUCUUCAAGAAAAAGUACAUCUCCAUGCUUGGCGGCCCCGCCGAGGCCGUCAACAAGCGCACCGCCGUCUACCUGUCGGCCAGUGCCACGGCCGAGUUCUUUGCCGACAUCCUGCUGUGCCCGCUCGAGGCGACGCGCAUCCGCCUCGUCUCGCAGCGUGGCUACGCCUCGGGCCUCAGCACCGGCUUUAUGCGCAUGGCCCGAGAGGAGGGCUUGCGCGGAUUCUACUCGGGCUUCGUCCCUCUGCUCUUCAAGCAGGUGCCCUUUGCCGUCGGCCAGUUCUCGGUCCACGAGGCCGCCAACGAGGUCAUCUACCGCGCCAUGGGGCCCGAGCGCAAGGCCCGCCUCACGUCGCUCGAGUCGACAGCCGUUGAGCUGACGUCGGGCCUCGCCGCCGGUGCCGCCGCCGCCGUGCUCUCCCACCCGGCCGACACGCUGCUGUCGGCCAUCAACAAGGGCGCCGGCGACAGCAAGCAGGGCGCCACCAGCCGCAUGUUCCAGCUCGCCCGCGAAUUUGGCCCCCGCCGUCUGCUCCUGUCCGGCCUGGGCCCGCGUCUGGUCAUGACGUGUGCCCUGGUGUCGGGCCAGUUUGUCAUCUAUGCGCGCUGCAAGGAACUCACGGGAGCCCCGCCGGGCAUCGAGAUUCACAAGGAAGAGUCGCUGUGA
This is a messenger RNA of Hirsutella rhossiliensis, 948 nucleotides long. RefSeq names its product mitochondrial carrier protein. Gene Ontology annotation, biological process: mitochondrial phosphate ion transmembrane transport. The coding region runs from base 1 to 948 and encodes 315 amino acids. Gene Ontology annotation, cellular component: mitochondrial inner membrane. The record is from RefSeq and is a predicted model, not a curated record. Lineage: Eukaryota; Fungi; Ascomycota; Sordariomycetes; Hypocreales; Ophiocordycipitaceae. Gene Ontology annotation, molecular function: phosphate transmembrane transporter activity. The transcript is spliced from 2 exons.